AUGACGGUCGACCACGGCGGCGAUCCUGUGCCGUUGAAUGGAAACAAGAGCGACCUGGGCCGCCAGAGCGGUGGCGAAAUCGACAUUAUUGAGGGUGUCGAUGGCGAAGGCGCUAAUCUUGCGAGUCUCCACACGGGCGGUGCAUGCCAGGUUCCUUCUAAUGUGAGCACCGUCCAGCAGGGUUCCUUGCAGCAGCCCAACUGUACCAACCAGCCCGGAUGCGCCACCAAGUUUGACAAUGUCGCCUCGUUUGGCCUUGGAUUUAAUGCGAAUCUGGACUCCAAGUCGCUCCCUGUCGAGGUGGUGGCGCCUUUGAACAACGCGCCUACAACGCUGAACUACGAAGACGCGAUCAACGCAUGGGGCAAGCCGCAGGCCUUUUUUGGCUCCGACUUUGGUAAUGGCUCAGACUGCUCCAUGAGCGAAAACUUUAAUAACCACGAGAUCAUUUUCGACACGACGACAACGUGUCAGGACUUUAUUAUCAACAAUGGCUCGCAACUGGACGGCGCGCGCUGGGAGAUUGACUAUCUGCGCAUCUACUCUAAUGGAUGCGAGAAGCAGACCGACAAGCCGUGUCCAAAGGGGCAACCGGAGGGCGACUGCUCGCACUGUCCCGAAGGUUCCGACUGCCACAAGGCAUCGGCCGGCGUGCGGCUGUCUGCGCCGGUGACGGGCACGCUCACCUUUGCUCUGACCAGCAUGAUCGCGGCGUAUCUAUUCGUCGAGUUGUUGAAUUGCAUGUAA
Messenger RNA from Malassezia japonica, 747 nucleotides. RefSeq lists its product as uncharacterized. Bases 1 to 747 code for a protein of 248 amino acids. The record is from RefSeq and is a predicted model, not a curated record. NCBI's taxonomy places the organism in Eukaryota, Fungi, Basidiomycota, Malasseziomycetes, Malasseziales, Malasseziaceae. The transcript has 6 exons.